GUCGAUCUGGCAUUGGCUCUGCUUUUUCAAACAUUGUCCGACUUCCGCGGUGAAUCCCUUUUUAUGUACAAUUGUGCUUCGGGGAUUUUCCUACCUUGUACUUUUUGAGGAGCUUAUUGCUCCGCAUCUACUCAAUUCGAAACAUUACUGUUUGCCCCCUCAUCUUCAAGAAGAACAAAAUAAAACGUUGAACAGAAGCAUACCGGCAUCGAUUUUAUCUGCUCAUACGAGUAUUGGCAUGCUACGAGUAGAUACUUAGCACUUGCCUAACUAGGAUCUACAUCUUACAUCUAUAGAAUAAUCACUGAAUUCAAACCCAACUUGAUCUGACAAGACAAGACAAGACAAGGCAAGUCAAGUCAAGUCAAGUCAAGUCAAGGCAAGGCAAGGCAACUCAACUCCUCCAGUCAACUCAACUCCUCCAGUCAGCCCAAACUCAAACUCGAACCCGAACUCGACCAAACUCGACGCUUUGCCCAUAAGUUACUCUGUCUGUUGCUGUAUCAAAAGUACAACAUCAAUCAAGUAACGGUCGGAUCAGUACCAUUUGGGCAUCUGGUAAUUUGGAAAUCGGAACCAGCAACCCUUUUUGGAUCUCGAGUUAUUCGCCUCUCUUUCGUCUUUCAUCCAUCCCUCACUCAGCCUGACUUCGGAGCUUCUCACAAGUUACAACCCAAAAAGUACCUGAACCUUGAGAAAUCCGUCUCUAUUGGCUCACUGCCACCCACUUCCAAUCCACCAUAAACUUACUUAACAAAACACACGAACCUAUCCUGUACUUUGAUUUGGUUCCUCAGCAGGUCCUGCAGGUAGCAAUCAAGCGCAUCGGUAUUUACACUGGAGCACAUCUUUCUAAUUUUGGGGUCGAGGCUUUUGACUGGGAACUUGCAAUCUUCCUCGCAUUGACAUUCGUCGGCUGUGUUUCAUAUUUUCCCCCAUUCCCCCCAAAGCGAAUCUCCAAUCUUUUUCGUUACAGCAUUUCGUUCUGAAGCUACAUUUUGAACAGUUAUGCUCAAUAUGUCGGCCGGACACAUCAUAGGCAAUCGCAACAGCACUCCUGUCGAGUCUACAAAUACUUCGUCACUUCGACCUCCAUCUUCACGCGCUGUCGGCUCAGGUCAUCACCUUCGAGCUUCUGCAGACAUGGCCGGAUAUUCAGGUUCGCCAUCUGCUAGCCGUGGCCAAGCUCGUCCUUCAUCCGAUUUUUAUGGCACUCAACAAAUGCAAGGUCAGGGUGUCCCUGAAAAUGAUACUGACUUGGAAGCUCAGCAAUGGAUCGCCGACAUUGAUCAAUAUGAGAAUACUUUGGAAGAAAUGGCAGCUGCAACUUUGGAUCAAGACUUUAAAGAUGAGCUGAGUGCAAUAGAACAAUGGUUCCGGGUUCUGAGUGAGGCCGAACGAACCGCUGCUUUGUACGCUCUACUUCAACAAACAACCCAGGUACAGAUUCGAUUUUUUAUACAAGUUUUACAGCAGAUGGGCAAAAACCAUCCAAUGUCGGGUGUGUUGUCACCCGCAAACUUCGAUAAAGAUCCUAUGUCAACUCGACUCAACGAUGCAAUGGGCAAGCUUGGUGCUGAAGGCUCCAGAAAUUCCAUAGGCCGUCCUCCCGCUACUCCGUCUACAAAGAGACACUCUGUUCUGGAUCCAUCCAUGAUAAACAACAUGUUUCCAGAUGCUGCGGCAGCUAUAGCCAGCAAAAAGGCUGAAUAUACUCAGAACUGGGGCAAUCCUCCUACCUCAAACCGAAAUAGUGCAGCCUACGAUAACCGUGCCUCUCUUACCGCACCUGUCAUCGCUGGCCUUGGAGACUCGACGGACAAUAGCGCACCUCCCGCCUCACCAUGGGGAUCUCGCAGCAAUGACCAGGCAAACAGGCCUAAAUCAUCUUCGGGACAAACACCCAUGGGCCAGUUUAUGCAACCACCACCCUCAGCUGGCGGCUUGCGCUCUCCCAGACCAACUCAAAUUCAAGGCUCAUCUAAUCUUCAAAAUACUGUAAUUAACGCUCCUGACAAUACUGGCUCUGAUAUGCCACUACUUUCGCCAUAUAAUGCAGGGAACGGAAAUUGGGCCUCGAUGGUCAACACGCCAAUGGUUCCAAAUUUCAAUGCAUCGAACAGCAACACCGAUAUGGUCGCAAACGCUACGGCUAUGAAACUGGCGGCCCUUUCUACAGUCAACAAUCGGUUUGCUUUGGACGAUGUACGAAAAUACCGCCGUGCUAGAUCGAACGAUGGUGGACAGGUUCCACCUUCUCCCGGUCUUCCUAACAAUAUGCCAAACGCUAACGUUGUCAUGAUUAAUGAACACGGACAAAUAAUGAGUCGAGACCAGGUCCUAGGGCUUCAAGCUCAGCAGCAGCAUUCUUUCGGCGGCAGACAGUCUAGGCCAAGCUCCCCAGGUUUGGCCAUGCAAGGCGGGUUUGGUCAAGUCAAUUUUGCAUCUCCACAGAAUAACGGCUUCCUGGCCGCAUAUGAUGGAGCCUCGCCUCUACUCAACAAUGGCAUGAGUGGCUUGAGUCUGAACGCAUUUGGUAUGGGACAGCAUGAGGGGUAUCUCUCUGAUCAUAGCGAAAUGGCGCGGGGUAGAUCGCCACGUGGAAGAAGAGGUAGCUCAAAGCCCCCUGAGGAUCCUACCGACCCUAGCCUUCUUCAGGAUAUUCCCAGCUGGCUGAGAAGUUUGAGAUUACAUAAGUACACGGAUCAGCUUAAGGAUAUGAAUUGGACCGAGCUUGUGGAACUAGAUGACGAGGCGUUGGAGAAGAGAGGUGUCAACGCUCUUGGAGCGAGAAGAAAGAUGCUCAAAGUGUUCGAGCAAGUAAAAGCUGCGAAAGCGGAGGGUAAGCUCUCAUAAUUUGGUUUCUUUAUUUUCUACUAUUUUCACGCGAGCUUUUCGAUUUGAGUUCCAAAUUGUAUUUGAAUACGAGAAUAUGGAAACAGUGGGUUGGGCAUUCACACGGUUCAAGAAUGUGGAUAUGAAUGAUGUUGGAUUUUUUCACAAGCUCUACAAACAGACAGCUUGGAUGAAUGUUGAAAUACGCAAUUCCAAUUCGUAACUUGAAUCACCCCAAAUAGUUAUAAUCAUGUAAUGCGAACACUCGUCUAUCUAUGUAUCUUUCUUUGUACCAUUUAGUCUGCACAUAUAUUUCAUCACAUAGAAUGCACUCAUCCUCUGGCUCCAUUCUCUGCGUCCAUGUAUGUAUUCAUUUGUCUCGACAACGUUCACACGUGAUACAAUUCACAUCGCAAAUGAAUAGACAGAAAGAGAACGCUCAUUAAUCCGUCUAUCUCAAAAGGACAGUAAUAUAGCUCUUUAAGUACA
This is a messenger RNA of Botrytis cinerea B05.10, 3324 nucleotides long. It is a transcript of the gene Bcvts1, whose product is annotated as Bcvts1. The transcript has 3 exons. Gene Ontology annotation, cellular component: P-body. Bases 1018 to 2856 code for a protein of 612 amino acids. The record is from RefSeq and is a predicted model, not a curated record. Gene Ontology annotation, molecular function: mRNA binding; translation repressor activity; protein binding. NCBI's taxonomy places the organism in Eukaryota, Fungi, Ascomycota, Leotiomycetes, Helotiales, Sclerotiniaceae. Gene Ontology annotation, biological process: nuclear-transcribed mRNA poly(A) tail shortening; regulation of mRNA stability.